Trypanosoma brucei brucei TREU927 is the source of this 1449-nucleotide messenger RNA. RefSeq lists its product as hypothetical. The record is from RefSeq and is a predicted model, not a curated record. The transcript has a single exon. The coding region runs from base 1 to 1449 and encodes 482 amino acids. Lineage: Eukaryota; Euglenozoa; Kinetoplastea; Trypanosomatida; Trypanosomatidae.
AUGUGGCAUUCGUCCCUCCGUUACGUGUCCUUCAAGCGGCUGCCGUUCGGGCGUCGCUCAACGUCUGGUGGUGUCAAUUUCAACAAAGGGCUCCUCACAGACCGGGAACGCGGCGAUCCCUUCACGGAGCCACAUGCAUACCGAAACAAGAAGAGCAUAGCAGCCAUCAGCAAGGUGGCAAAAAAACAAGAUAUUCUUCUUCGUGAAGAGAAGCAGCGAAAAGAGUUGGAUAAGAUACAGAGUGGCUACGUAACUGAGAGAGAACUUCAUAUUGGAUGCGACAAGCCCCUGGGAGGUAACGCCAACGAAAUCGCAAGAGUAAUUGAUGAACAGGCGCUCAUCUCGCCCACACCCGGUGAAAAGUGCUCUACCGCGUUGCGGGAAUUGAUGGAAAAUGAGGUUGACCGUCGAAACCACAUGAUGGAUAAAUUUGGACAGCCCGUCGGUGCGAGGGAGUUCCACCGGUUGUUCAAGGAACUGCGCCACGCGGAUAAUGAAGCAGAAACUAUUGAACGCCAUCAAACACGGUUGGUGGAAGAGUACGGCGUGUAUCCUUCCCUACGCCUUGAUGCUUACAUGCUUGAUGACGAUACGUAUUUUCCUGAGUGGGUGAAUGCACUCCCUUAUAGCAUACGAGACCGAGUAAAGUUUGGCUCACUCGGCUUGACGGAGAAGGAUGAGGCCCUUCGCGUUACCCUAGGGCGCAUGCCAUUGGAUAGACGAAGGCGUGAGUGGGAGCGAUUGAAAAAGGCAAAGGAGUACAAGGCAGCAAAGGAAGAAACACUUACGUUAGCUGAGUUGCGUGAUGCGCGGCAAGGCAAACGACGCUUUCAUUGGCUUCAGCGGAAGCGCCAAAAGCGUGCAUCAAUACUUAGGCGGUUGGCCCUGAGGAAACCGGACGCAUUCGAACUAUGGCCCUCUCGCGUCGUAGACUAUAGUCAGCGAAUCGCGUUCAUUGCGCAACAUGUGGAAAAUGGGCUGGAUACCAAGGGACAGUGGCCGUUGGAUCCCGAGGAACUAGCGCGAGCCCGUGUGAGGCGAAGCAAGGAAGAGGCAGAACGUACUUUUCUUAUGAGCGCGGAGGAGAAGCGUGCGCACAAGAAGCUAAGUGGCAGAAGCGGGGAUGGCAGCAUUGCCGAGAUGCUACAAUCCUUGGAGGUCCCCGAUAAACCCUUCAAGAGGCUUUCCCGAAAGGUUUAUGCGAACAGAGUAAAUGCCAUCGUCCACGGCGACCAGGAUGAAUACGGACGGCGUUACCGCAAGAUGGAGACUCGCUCAAAGCGCCGGAUGCGUCCGUACGCAUCACUUGGGGAGAUAGGACUUGAAAAUGAGCUACGGAAGGAACCAAGAAUUAAUGCAAAGGGAUUGAACAACACGGAUGAUGAGGAUUGGCCACGGCACACCAAGUCGUGGGGAGACGGGAUGCCGUCCAUGCGUUAUGGCUCCUGA